CAGAUAAAAUAAACCGACACGCGCUCUCACUCGCACUCUAAUAGCUUGCUGGUAUCUUCAAUCAACAAGAAAAAGAAUGGCAGCUGCGUCGAUAACUCGCUUGCAAAUACUAUCAUCGUUACCAUCACCGAUAAAAAUAAUCAAACGGUCCUCCGCAUUUCUCUCAAAAAUUCCGCCAAUUCAUAACCACUACCACCAUCGCUCUCGCAAAUUCCACACCACUCUCUGCUGCUCCACUUCCAAUCCAGGUCGAACACUAGAGAAUGGAUCGAUUGUUGGAGAUUUACUGGAUUAUCUCAAUGAAUCAUGGACUCAGUUUCACGCUACAGCGGAAGCGAAGAGGCAAUUGAUUGAUGCUGGAUUUGACUUGCUAAAUGAGCAUGAAGAAUGGGAAUUAAAGCCUGGCGGACGAUAUUUUUUCACAAGAAACAUGUCUUGUUUGGUUGCUUUUGCUAUUGGUGAGAAGUAUAGUGUUGGAAAUGGGUUUCAUGUAAUAGCUGCACAUACAGAUAGUCCGUGCUUGAAACUCAAACCGAGAUCUGCGUCGUCCAAAUCUAGUUAUCUAAUGGUUAAUGUGCAGACUUAUGGAGGUGGUUUAUGGCAUACUUGGUUUGAUAGGGAUUUGAGUGUUGCAGGAAGGGUCAUCGUGAGAGGUAGUGAUGGUUCAUUUCUGCACAAGCUUGUUAAAAUAAAAAGACCUUUGUUAAGAAUACCAACACUCGCCAUUCAUCUUGACCGCACAGUAAAUAAGGAUGGUUUUAAACCGAACUUAGAGACUCACCUUAUUCCACUACUUGCAACAAAAUCUGAAGAAGGUUCUUCAGAGGCGAAAGAGAAAAAUACUGAAUCUUCAAAAGCUGUUCAUCAUCCGCUUCUGAUGCAGGUUUUAUCAGAUGAGCUGAGUUGCAGCAUUGACGACAUAGUGAGUAUAGAGUUGAAUGUUUGUGAUACUCAGCCCAGCUGCCUUGGAGGUGGAAACAAUGAGUUCAUUUUUUCUGGAAGGCUAGACAACCUUGCUUCAAGUUAUUGUGCAUUAAGAGCUCUUAUUGAUUCAUGUGAAUCAUUCAGUGAUUUAUCAAAUGACACUGCAGUUCGGAUGAUUGCUUUGUUUGAUAAUGAAGAGGUGGGUUCAGGUUCAGUUCAGGGAGCUGGUGCACCGACCAUGUUUCAGGCUAUGAAACAAAUUGCUGGGUGCUUGGCUCGUAAUAAUGUUAAUGAAGGGGCUAUUGAGCGUGCUAUUCGGCGGUCAUUUCUUGUAUCUGCUGACAUGGCUCAUGGAGUACACCCAAAUUUUAUGGAAAAGCAUGAAGAACACCACCGGCCUGAAAUGCAAAAGGGACUUGUUAUCAAGCACAAUGCAAAUCAGCGGUAUGCUACCAGUGGAGUCACAGCAUUUCUUUUCAAAGAAGUUGGCAAAAUCCAUAACCUUCCAUCUCAGGAAUUUGUGGUGAGAAAUGAUAUGGGAUGUGGAUCCACCAUUGGUCCUAUACUUGCUUCAGGUGCUGGCAUCCGCACAGUUGAUUGUGGCAUUCCUCAACUUUCAAUGCACAGUGUGAGAGAGAUAUGUGCAAAAGAAGAUGUAGACAUUGCCUACAAGUAUUUCAAAGCAUUCUAUCAGAACUUUUCAAGCAUAGACAAGAAGCUGGAGGUGGAUUGAGUUGUUUGCAGGCUUACUGUAGAAGACUAGUUUGGUAUAAAAGAGAGACCUUAUGAUUUCAUUUAUUACUCAUAAAAUAUUUCUAUUCUUCAUAAGCUCAUUUUUACCUCCAAAAUAACGAUUUGCAA
Messenger RNA from Populus euphratica (Euphrates poplar), 1785 nucleotides. Its product is annotated as Zn-dependent exopeptidases superfamily protein. Lineage: Eukaryota; Viridiplantae; Streptophyta; Magnoliopsida; Malpighiales; Salicaceae. The coding region runs from base 77 to 1657 and encodes 526 amino acids. Gene Ontology annotation, molecular function: zinc ion binding; aminopeptidase activity. Gene Ontology annotation, biological process: proteolysis. The transcript is spliced from 10 exons. The record is from RefSeq and is a predicted model, not a curated record.